This is a messenger RNA of Dunckerocampus dactyliophorus (ringed pipefish), 603 nucleotides long. RefSeq names its product mannosidase beta like (gene manbal). Lineage: Eukaryota; Metazoa; Chordata; Actinopteri; Syngnathiformes; Syngnathidae. The transcript is spliced from 3 exons. Gene Ontology annotation, cellular component: membrane. Bases 160 to 420 code for a protein of 86 amino acids. The record is from RefSeq and is a predicted model, not a curated record.
CGUUACAAAAAAAUACAUUUGUUUUAUUUUCAUCUGUGUCGCCAUCUUUUCCAAAAUUAUCUCAUAGUCCACUGGUUUUAUCAAUUCUGCGCUUGACUAUCAUUACCAUUUAUUAACACAGAGCUACAUUUUCGCAUUUGUUGCUGAAGGAACCAAAACAUGUCUGCAGAUCUGGACCUCUCUCCUCCAGAAGUCCCUGAACCAACUUUUCUAGAGAGCCUACUGCGCUAUGGUCUCUUUCUUGGCGCUAUCUUCCAGCUGAUCUGCAUCCUGGCCAUCAUUGUCCCCACCUCCAAAGGGCAUGAAAAGGAGGAGAGUGAGUCCAUUAACGGCAAGGUGGCCGAGCAGGCAAAGAAACCCAAAGGACCAGUGUCUCAAAUUCGACCUAAAUCAAAGAAAGAAAGCAAAAAGAAGCGAUAGAUACUUGUGUUUGUUGUUUCAAACUGAUGUUGUCAAUUGUUCAUCUUUUACCCAGUAUUGCUUAUCUAAAGUAAAGCUACUAACCAUACAUAAAACACUGAUCAUCAUGGUCCAAUAGUAGCACAUUGUUUGGUUUUUGUAUGACUUUCUUUUAAUAAACUUGGCAAGUAUUGUCAUCGGUCA